AUGUCGAUCUCCUUGCACACCCUGUGGCUUCGUCUCCUCUGCCCCGUCUUCAGCUCCACCCCUCGUGCCAUUCCAAUCUUCCUGAAAAGUGACACGUCCAGGCCAACCACAAAUGCAACUCGAAAGAAGGCGUCAUUUGACAGGGCGAAUGAGACAUCGAUGAACUUGAACACCUCCUCCUUCUCAGGUGGAACUGAUCGAUCUGGCUCAACUCGAUCCAUCUCGUUGUUGAUGUAG
This is a messenger RNA of Enterospora canceri, 237 nucleotides long. Lineage: Eukaryota; Fungi; Microsporidia; Enterocytozoonidae. The record is from the annotation of a GenBank genome assembly.